UUGAAACAAAUGGAUGAACUCAAAUAUUUUUUAGGUACAGCUACAAGCUAUUGGGAUCCUCAUCAACAAGUCAAAUCGUUUCAUUUACCAACAGGGGAAAAUAUCUCUUGUGUCUUUUGGAAUGAUCUGUUUCAUGUGACAGGAACAGAUAUCGUUCGUUGCCUCUUGUAUCGUUUCCAUCUCUUUGGUAGACCAGUAACAAAUUUAAAAAAAUUUGAAGAAGGUAUAUUCUCUGAUUUACGCAAUUUGAAGCCUGGCAUAGAUGCCUCACUUGAGGAACCCAAGUCAUCCUUCCUUGAGAUGCUCUACAAGAAUAAUUGCAUAAGAACACAAAAGAAGCAAAAGGUCUUCUUUUGGUUUUCUGUACCUCAUGAUCGACUU
Molecule: messenger RNA, 381 nt
Organism: Cokeromyces recurvatus
Lineage: Eukaryota; Fungi; Mucoromycota; Mucoromycetes; Mucorales; Mucoraceae
Product: transcription factor, STE-like protein
Exons: 1
Biological process (GO): regulation of DNA-templated transcription; sexual reproduction
Cellular component (GO): nucleus; Ste12p-Dig1p-Dig2p complex; Tec1p-Ste12p-Dig1p complex
Molecular function (GO): DNA-binding transcription factor activity
Source: RefSeq, a predicted model, not a curated record